AUGGCUAGCAUUGAAAUUGAGGUUGAAGGUCAGCAGUCCGAACCUGUCUUGAUUCAGACUCCGAGGAGAACAGAUUUCAAACCCGGAUUCUCGCAUGCCUACAUGCAUGUUAGCGGGGACUUCCUUCAGAGAAGCACUGUGGAGAGAAAAGUAUACAAGAUCAACCCAUGGCUGAUCUUGUUCUCCCACGAGCCUCUGUCUGCGCUCCUUACUUUACGUCCCGUACAAUUCAUUUUCGUGGUGGUUGGAUCACUAUGGAUCAUUCUUGAAUCAGUGUCUCUCCACAGGAUUCAAUCUACUGGCUACUUUUCCCUUUUCCCGAACAAGGCAGGUUCAAGAGAGUUUCUGCAUCAAGAUUUUCUUGGGAAAAACCAUCUUCCUUGCACAUGGGAGUUGUCGCUGCAGUUAGCAACCAGUAACUCGCAUGUGAAGGUCUUGAUUUUCGCGGGCUUUCUUGAUGGACUUUUCAACUCUAUCAUCUUCUUCGGUAUGCUAGCUGAGGGCUACAACGAAACUGCUUUGGAGGCAUCACGUCACGAGUUCUUGAUCUAUGCAAUCUCGGAUCUUUUCUUCUUUCCAGCUCCUUUGAUCUUCAGCGAACUUUAUGUGGUCGAGCAAGUCUUUCUAGCACAUAUUAUGAUCUUUGCUUCUGCCUUGGGAGCAGGACGAGUCAGAUAUGAGAGCAUCUUCGUGUUUGCAGCAACCGUUUUCUUCCUGGCUUGCCGCGAGCUUACGAGGUCGAGAACCUUGAGUGAAGCCUUACACAGCUCAUCGGUGUUUGAGAAGGAAUGGGAAGAGGUGAAAGGCAGCCAAUCGAUAUUUCGCUUGAUGAAUUCUCUACGCAAUGUGCGGGGAUGGGGUCCCUAUGGUCCAACAUUCAUCCUGCCCAACUCCGCUGACAAUCAUAUCCCUGGCGAGUCUGAGACGAACAAGGAGAUUGAUGAAGAGAAUCUUCGAAGGGAAAACCUUGAUCAGCUGUACGCCCAGGCGCUCGUCAUCGACCCCGUCUUCCUCUCCAAGGUCAAGGCCCUGGCCGAGGCCUCCGACGGCUUCUUCUUGGCACAGUCUGACAACGACGAGCCCCAGUACGUGCGCUGGCGAGAUGUGAUCGCAGACCCGACGCUCGAGAGCUCAGUCUGCUGGGCAAAGAUCAAGAACGCCACCAGAUCGAUCGAGAAAGUCUUGUUGCUCUGUGACACUAAAGUACCUCGUCUCACAGACGUGGUGCGGCAGAGCAUCGUCUUCAAGGACCUCGACCAACUCUGCGACUGCCUGGACAAGAUCGCCAGAGACCCGGAGAUCCAGGUGCUGCAGAUAAAGAACAGGCUGGAUCCAGACUUCGACAGCAAGAUAUCGGGUGGCUACAGAGACGUCGCGAUCAACCUACGGGUGGUGAGCGACGAGACGAGGAAGAAGGGGGUGGAGGGGCACAUCUGUGAGCUACAGCUCAUACUCGUUGACUUUCACAAGCUCAAGACCCUGGAAGGGCACAAACGAUACGUGCAGUUCCGAAACCUCCGAUGCGAGUGA
Molecule: messenger RNA, 1530 nt
Organism: Guillardia theta CCMP2712
Lineage: Eukaryota; Cryptophyceae; Pyrenomonadales; Geminigeraceae
Exons: 3
Coding region: 1-1530 (509 amino acids)
Source: RefSeq, a predicted model, not a curated record